AUGCCCCGGAAGGCGGGGGACGCGGAAGAGGCUGAGGCCGGCGCUGAGGGGGCCAGUGCAGAGAAACCCGGCGCCGAGCGGGAGAUGGAGGCCGGGCGGCUGCGGCCGGUGCUGCGUUCCGUGAACACGCGCGAGCCGUCCCAGGUCAUCUUCUGCAACCGCAGCCCGCGCGUGGUGCUGCCCGUGUGGCUCAACUUCGAUGGCGAGCCCCAGCCUUACCCGACGCUGCCCCCAGGCACGGGCCGCCGCAUCCACAGCUACCGAGGUCACCUUUGGCUCUUCCGAGAUGCUGGGACAUCUGAUGGGCUUCUAGUUAACCAAACUGAGCUGUUUGUGCCAUCUCUCAAUGUUGAUGGGCAGCCUAUUUUUGCCAACAUCACACUGCCAGUGUACACCCUGAAAGAGCGGUGCCUCCAAGUUGUGCGAAGCCUGGUCAAGCCUGAGGAUUACAGGAGACUGGACAUUGCGCGAUCCCUCUACGAAGAUCUGGAAGACCACCCCAAUGUGCGGAAGGACCUGGUGCGGCUGACGCAGGAGCAUAUUGAGAACCAGCGGAUGGCAGGGGAGAUUGAAGAUGUUUAGCUCCGAGUCACACUCCUGGGUCUCAGCUUUUGACGGUCCUGACAAGGCUUGAUCUAGAGCUGGGACUGGUCACCUUUUCUCAGCUUCAAGGUGUCUCAUUCUUGGAGUGAAAAUGCUCCAUUGCUUAAAACAAAGUUAACUGACCUCACUACAAGGCAUUGUGAUGUCUAAGGGCAAAUAUCACAAAAUGUAAUAAUUAUGCCUGCCUCUUGUAGAAAUAUUUAUCAAGGAAAAGUAGUUGCAUCUUUGCUUCCUAGUGAGUGAGGAAAGUUUCUGUGUAAGGACUUUUGUGGAAGUAAUUACAGCGAAAAUUGUCGCUUAUUCUUGAGUUGUAAGGAAGCAGUGGCGCCUGCUUUUCAUUGUUGUGUUGUGGUUGGUGAUGUGCCGGCCUCCUGCUCUGAGAGACAGAAUGUCCUUGGGGAAGGGGAAAAUCUGUCUGCUCUUUGAGACCCUAGUGCCUCGCACAUUAUGAGCCUUCCAUCUGUGUUAGUUGAAUGAACAAACCAGUGGGUCCUUUGGUAGAAAGGUUUUGUUUUAGAGGUUUUGACCCCUUUUUUUUUUUGAGGGGGAGUGAUAGUGGGGACCUUAAAGUAUAUAUAGUAAACAGAUAUUUAAAAGGGAAUCAUUUUUAUAGAAAGCAAUUUUUUUAUAAUUUUCUAAAUUUUGACUUUUCUUAGUCCAUUGUUGUCACAGGGCUGUUUUACUUCUGUUUCUAAGCCAGGAUUAGCUUUCUACAGUUCUUGUGGUGAUAGCUUUUUGAAACUUGCUAUCGGCACAGGAGAUAGGAGAAAGUAACCAUUACCUUGUUUAAUCAUAGUAUU
Molecule: messenger RNA, 1403 nt
Organism: Budorcas taxicolor (takin)
Lineage: Eukaryota; Metazoa; Chordata; Mammalia; Artiodactyla; Bovidae
Gene: VHL
Product: von Hippel-Lindau tumor suppressor
Exons: 3
Coding region: 1-582 (193 amino acids)
Source: RefSeq, a predicted model, not a curated record